AUUUCUAUGUUUGCAACACUACAACCAUCGUAAAACGAACUGUCAAACUGUUCAAACUGUCAUUCAUUUUUUGUGAAACGGCUAGCGAAAUGUCUGAUUCAGCCGGUGAUAAUUCAAAACCACGAGUGGUUGUUUUAGGAGGAUGCGGCUUCAUCGGCCGAAAUUUGGUGGAGUAUUUGAUCAGUAAUGACUUGGUGAGCGGGUUGCGGGUGGUGGACAAGACUCCGCCGCAACUCGCGUUCCUCAACCCGGCACACACUAAGGUUUUCAACGACCCCCGCGUCGAGUACAAAAGCGCCAACCUUAUCAACCCCGCAUCAUGCGCAUCAGCGCUAGACCCUGGCGAUGGAGAGCCCUGGGGCCUGGUGGUGAACUGCGCUGGUGAGACCCGGGUGGGCCAGACGGAGGCGGUGUACGCCGAGGGCAUCUUCACGCUCAGCGUGAACGUGGCCAAGAACUGCGCUAAGAUGAAGGUGCCCAGACUCGUGGAGAUCUCCAGCGGACAGAUGUACAGCACUGAUAAGCCCCACAAAGAAGACGGUCCCGUGGACCCGUGGACGGUCGAGGGUCGCAUGAAGAACAAAGUAGAGCAGGAGCUGAAGAACAUGGACGGGCUGAACUACACCAUCAUUAGGCCAGCUAUAGUCUACGGCGUGGGGGAUAGAAGGAGUUUGACUCCUCGCCUCUUAUACGGCGGUAUCUAUAAACACCUGAACGAAACAAUGAAGCUUCUAUGGACAGCGGAUCUGAAGAUGAACACGGUCCACGUGAGCGACGUGUGCCGCGCCGCCUGGACCCUCGGCACCAGCGCACAAGCGAACAGACAGACGUAUAACGUGGUGGACGACGCCAACACCACGCAAGGGCUGCUCGCUGAACUAGUGUCGGACAUCUUUAAUAUCAACCAUGAUUAUUAUGGUACCGCUAUAUCCACGCUGGCUAAGAACGACAUAGCAUCGGUGGCGGAGGAGGCGAACGACAAGCACCUGACGGCGUGGGCCGACAUGUGCCGCAAGUACUCGCUGGAGCACACGCCGCUGGAGCCCAGCGCCGGCGCCGAGCUGCUCCUCAACAAGCAGCUGUGCCUCGACGGGAGCAAGCUGCGGCCCAUCCUCGCCCCCGGCGUGCCCGCGCCCACCUCCGACAACUUGCGACAGGUGCUUGAGGACUACGCUUCCAUGAAUCUCUUCCCCAAAGAGCUCCUGCUAUGACCACAAAAGUGAAGAGAUCAGCUAUUUUUGUACCGACAAGCCAUUUUAUUAAAAGACGAAAUUUUAACCUAUAUACAUAAGCUUUGCGUCGAUUCUGCGAUCGACCGCGCGAGCAUUUUAUUGUAAGACUAAAGUCUAUUUAAGAUAUAUCGAUAAGUAAUAUUGUAAUCGAUAUAAUAGUAUCGAAUAGGGGAUUCUAAGAAUGUUAUUCUCAGAUCAACAUCAUUAAUUUGAAGAAAUAAAUAGAAAAGAAUGUAUGGGUUUCCUAUACGAUUUUAAUCGAUUAUAAAAUACUACUAUAUCGAUUAAAGUUUGCCGUCAUUUUAAAGAAUAGAUUUUAUUCCCAAUGUUUUAUUCACCAAUCGGGGUGCUUUAGGCUGGCUUAUUUUGUAGUUUGGCUGAAAAUUGUUUUGAUUUUUUCUAACAUUUAAACUUAAUACACUGUGAUAAUGACGUGUGAUGCUGUGAAACUCAAAAUAUCUAGUAUUCCGACAAAAAUAUUUUAGGUGAGCAGACAAUAAAAAUCUAUAAGUCGUCUAACGAACUAACGGUCUUACUGUUAAGCAAUUGAAGACUGGAUACCAAAAAGCAAUGUUAGAGAUCAGUUCGUAGAUAAUUUACAGUGUCAGCAGUAGGGAUAACAAACUAGAAGAUCGGUAACAUAUGAUUCCACUGGCUUUCGACGCACAAAUCGACCAAUAUAAUAGCAAAGCUGCACCUUUAAACCCUUUUUGGAACUACAUCAACCGAGCCGACCUAUUAGGGAUGUUUGAGACUCCUAAACAAGCAGAGAGUUUAGCUGAUCUUUUCAAUCAACAAAUACCUAUUUGAUAUCAUUUUAAAUAACUGAAAUUGGUCCUUCAAAACAAAACUAUAUACCGAUCUCUAUCGUUAACCGUCGUGAUUUUACUAAAUUCUAUAUUUGGAUUGUCAAUGUUACGUCUAUUCCAUCCAACAGUAUCAAUUGAGAAACGAGAUUAUAUAGCGGCGCAUCCUAGCCGCGUUUAGAGGUACUUAAACGAUUUUUUUUUACUUUAUUUUAUGGUGCAAAAUACUUAUAACAUGCGACGAAACUGGCCUCAAAUAACACUUUAAUUAUUCUUAAUUCAAUAAUACUGCCCUAGGACCAUUUUAAUCGCACUGCCUAAUUAUAAAAUGUCGAUUUUUAAAUUAAGGAAUUGAUAACGUCUAGAAUUGGUCAAAUUCUGUAGAUCUACGGUAAGAUUUCAAAAUGAAUUACGCGUAGUUUCUUAUCGAUAAGUCACACGUUUUUAUAUCGAUACAUUGAACACAAAUAUCGACACUUCCUACACCUUAUAUCUUAUAGGCCGUGAUAACUAACAUAAGGAAACAUUUAUGAAGUGCAUUUUUAUUCUAUUUACGUAAUGUGCUUUGUAUUUUGUUUUUUAGUCAGCGCACUUAUUCGUUAGAUAUGAUUGCUCGCAGAAACGUAUUUCAGUAUGUAUAUUGUGGUGAUAAGCUAAGAAUAUAUUCAAUAUUUCGAUCUAAAUUUUAAUAAUUUCGGAAUUUAUAAACUUCCAUUGUAUUUACAAGUAUAAAAUAUUUCUGUGCUCCUUAUUUUAAUAAUAUAACCAUUCAAAACAGCGACAUCUGUACUGUAAUUUACUAUAAUAUACAUUUAAGCGUAUAAAAUAACACCGCAAUAAUUAAAAUAUCGAGCACGCUGAAAGGAAUCGUACUAAUACUAAAGUGAUUUUAUCGAUAUCGAUUAUAAUCGAUAAAUAAUGUCGAUGCUGUAUCGAUUAAAAUUAUAUUUACGAAUUAUUUUCUAAAUCGCAUUAGCUAUUACUGUUCGAGUAUUGAAAGAGUAUUGUUUGAAAUUAUUGAAGCUUGCGAUGUUUCGUAUUAUUUUAAUGUCAACGUAUUAUGUAAUAAAUACUUUUAUUUGCGUA
Molecule: messenger RNA, 3124 nt
Organism: Manduca sexta (tobacco hornworm)
Lineage: Eukaryota; Metazoa; Arthropoda; Insecta; Lepidoptera; Sphingidae
Exons: 7
Coding region: 90-1211 (373 amino acids)
Source: RefSeq, a predicted model, not a curated record